Molecule: messenger RNA, 5077 nt
Organism: Cottoperca gobio
Lineage: Eukaryota; Metazoa; Chordata; Actinopteri; Perciformes; Bovichtidae
Product: vitellogenin-2-like
Exons: 34
Coding region: 1-5067 (1688 amino acids)
Biological process (GO): response to estradiol; lipid transport; cellular response to estrogen stimulus
Molecular function (GO): lipid carrier activity
Source: RefSeq, a predicted model, not a curated record
AUGAGGGUCCUUGUGCUUGCCUUGACUGUGGCCUUUGCGGCGGGUUACCAGGCCAACUAUACUCCAGAGUUUUGCCUUGGAAAGAACUACGUCUUCAGAUAUGAAGCUUUGGUUAUGGGUGGUCUACCUGAGAAGGGUCUCGCACGGGCCGGAGUGAAAGUCAAAAGCAAAGUUGUGAUCAGAGCAGAGAGUGCUGACACCUUCACUUUGAAGCUUGUAGAACCUGAAAUCUUCGAGUACAGCGGCAUCUGGCCCACAGAUCCUUUUGCCCCAGCUUCCAAGCUCACCUCAAUCCUGAUUGCUGAGCUCACUACAACCAUCAAGUUUGAGUAUGCCAACGGUGUUGUCGGCAAAGUGUUUUCACCGGAAAACCUCUCUGCAACUGUGCUGAAUGUCCACAGAGGAAUCCUCAACAUCUUCCAGCUGAACAUCAAAAAGACCAAGAAUGUCUAUGAGCUGCAAGAGCUUGGCGCACAGGGUGUGUGCAAGACCCAGUACGUCAUCAGCGAGGACACAAAGGAUGAGCGCAUCAUGUUGACCAAGACUAAGGACCUGAACAAUUGCCAGGAGAGAGUCAUUAAGGACAUCGGCUUGGCAUACACAAAGAGAGCCUCUGAGUGUGAGGCUAGUGGAAAGAGCAUAAAGGGAACCUCUGCUUUUAACUACGUCAUGAAAAAAGAAGCCACAGGUGUUCUGAUCUUGGAGGCAACUGUUACAGAGCUCAUCCAGUUCUCACCUUUCAACAUCUUGAAUGGUGCUGCCCAGAUGGAGUCUAAGCAAAACCUGACCUUCCUGGAGAUUACGAAGACCCCACUGGAGUCCAACAACGCUAAAUAUAUUCACCGUGGAUCCCUGCGGUACGAGUUUGGCAGCGAGCUUCUCCAGACACCCAUCCAGCUUUUGAAGAUCAGAAAUGCUGAGGAACAGAUUGUUGAGAUUCUGAAGCACCUGGUGACUUUCAAUGUAGACAGGGUCCACGAAGAUGCCCCUCUGAAGUACAUUGAGCUCAUCCAGCUUCUGCGUAUGAUCAAAUUAGACGAGAUUGAGGCCCUCUGGAAUAAACAUAAAAAUAAUGUCCAAUACAGGCACUGGCUCCUGAAUGCUAUCCCUUCCAUUGGUUCUAAUGCUUCUGUGAGGUUCAUCAAGAAGAAGUUAAUGGCUGACGAGCUGAAUAAUAUGGAAGCUGCUCAAACGCUGUUGAUAUCUAUAAGCACGGUUACAGCAGACCUUGAGUCCAUCAAACUUGUCGAGGGUUUAAUUGAUAACGAGCAGGUUAAAAAUGGAUCAAUUCUGCGUGAGAUUGUCAUGCUGGGCUACGGCACCCUGUUGUCUAAAUACUGUUUAGAGAACCCAACCUGCCCAGCUGAGCUCAUGAAGUCCAUGCAUGAACGAGUUGUUGACGCUGCUGCCAAAGGUAAUAUCGAAGAGCUCAUUAUCUGUCUCAAAGUCAUGGGUAAUGCUGCACAUCCUGCCAGUCUGAAGCCAAUCAUGAAGCUCCUGCCUAGCUUUGGCAGUGCUACUGCUGAUCUGCCACUCAGAGUUUACAUUGAAGCCGUUCUGGCCACGAGGAACAUUGCUAAGAGGGAGCCCAAGAUGAUCCAGGAAAUGGCUAUUCAGCUGUUCAUGGACAGGGAUCUCCACGCAGAGCUCCGUAUGGUUGCCGCUAUCGUAAUGUUUGAGACCAAGCUGCCCAUGGGUCUGGUGACUACUCUUGCCGAUGCCAUGUUGAAAGAAAAAAAUUUGCAGAUCGGUAGCUUUGUCUACUCUUACAUGAAGUCCAUGACCAGGAGCACCGCUCCUGACUUUGCCUCUGUUGCUGCUGCCUGCAGCGUUGCUUUGAAGAUCCUCAGCCCCAAAUACGAAAGAUUGAGCUACCGUUACAGCAGAGCUCUCUAUUUAGAUGCAUACCACAACUCCUGGAUGAUGGGAGCUGCUGCCAGCGUCUUCUAUGUUAACGAUGCUGCAACUCUUCUCCCAAGAGCCAUUGUGGCCAAAGCUCGUGCCUACCUGGCAGGAGCUUAUGCUGAUGUUCUUGAGGUUGGAGUAAGAGCUGAGGGAGUGCAGGAGGCCCUUCUGAAAAUCGGUAACGUCGCUGAAGAUGAUGACAGGAUGACCAAGAUGAAACGAGUUAUGAAGGCUCUGUCUGAAUGGAGAUCUCACCUUUCCAAACAGCCCCUGGGCUCUGUGUAUGUGAAAUUCUUCGGACAGGAAGUUGCAUUUGCCAACAUUGACAAAGCUAUUUUUGAUCAGGUUAUUGAGCUUGCCAGUGCAGCAUCAAUUCGUAAUUACGGCAAGAAGGCUUUGAAUGCUCUUCUGAAAGGUUUAAAUAAGCAUUUCGCUAAACCAAUACUGGUUGCUGAGGUUCGUCGCAUCUUUCCCACCGCCAUUGGUCUGCCCAUGGAGCUCAGUUUCUAUACUGCUGCCGUGGCUACUGCAUCUGUUGGCUUCAAUACCACUGUUACACCAUCUCUGCCCUCGAACUUCCUUGCUUCCGACCUCCUGAAGCAUAACAUCACCAUGCAGGCUGCCAUUACUCCAAGUGUUUCCAUCCAUACCUACGCAGUUAUGGGAGUGAAUACUGCUUUUAUCCAGGCUGCCCUGGUGUCAAGAGCUAGAAUUCAGACAAUUCUUCCUGCAAAGAUUGAGGCAAGAAUGGACAUGAUUGAUGGCAACUUCAACCUUCAGCUCCUGCCCGUUAAGAACAUCAAUAAGAUUGCUUCUGUAAUUGUUGACACUUAUGCUGUUGCAAGAAACGUGGAAGACCUCGCAGCUGCCAAAAUCACACAAAUGAUUCCAUCUGAACUGAUACCACAGAAUUCAAAGAGUUCCAUCUCUUCAAAGUUUUCAAAGAUUACAUCCUUUUGGGCUAGUAGUAUGUCAGCAUCAUCUGAAAUCAUUUCCAUCGACCUGACAAGGAAAAUGUCCAGCAACCUGCAAUUCAAAUCCUUUGAGAGUAAAAUGUGCACUGAAUUCAGAACCUUUGGAAUCAAGGCAUGCACUGAGAUUCAAUCUCGCAAUGCUCUCAACUUCAAAAGGUGCCUGCUCUACGCCCUGGUUGGAAACCAUGGUUUCUUGGUUCAUGUUAGCCCAGCUCCCGGACCAGUCAUUGAGAAGAUUGAAAUUGAUGUACAGGUUGGAAAAAGAGCUUUACAAAAGAUCAUCAAAGUGAUUAACAUGAGCGAGGAAGAGGAACUUGUCGAGGACAAGAACGUCCUGAUGAAACUCAAGAAAAUCCUGGUUCCUGGUCUGAAGAACAGGACAUCAAGUUCAUCCAGCUCCAGCAGCUCUUCUUCUGGUACCACUAGCUCCAGCAGCUCCCACUCAAGCUCCUCCUCCAAUACAUCAUCCCAGUCCUCCUCCGAAUCAUCCAGCAGCAAGACGGUCAACGGCAGCAAGGCAUCAAAGAGAGUGAGCAGCUCUUCCAGCAGUGCUUCAAGCAGCCAUUCAUCUCUCCGGUCUAGCAGCCGCUCUUCCAGCUCCAGCUCCAGCUCCUCCAGGUCCAGUGCAUUGUUCAAUCAACAACUGUAUAAGAUGAAGUUUAUCAAGAACCACAUCCACCAGCAUGCCAUCUCUGCAGCUCAUACUGACAGCAAGAGCAGUGCCCACAGCUUCAAGGCCAUCUACAAAAAGGCAAAGUACCUCUCUAAGGAGGUCACUCCUGCUGUGACCAUUCUCAUCCGUGCUAUGAGAGCCGACCACAAGGUUCAGGGAUACCAGAUUGCAGCUUACUAUAACAACGAUACCGCCAGACUACAGAUAAUUUUUGCCAACCUGACUGAGACUAACCACUGGAGAAUCUGUGCUGAUAGUGUGAAGCUGAGCGACCACAAGCGGAUGGUCAAGGUUUCCUGGGGCCUUAACUGCAACCAAUACGAUACUACGGUCACAGCUGAGACUGGUCGUGUUGGUGAAGAUCCUGCAAUCAGCCUAAAGUUGGUCUGGAACAGACUUCCAAAGGACAUGAAAUACUACGCAAAGAAGAUCUCUGAGUACAUGUGCCCCAUCACUAAGAAUUACGGAUUAAGUCUGGCAAAGGCCAAAAAUGUUCGCAAACAGAUCAAUCUUUCUGUGGCUGCUGCUUCUGAGACAACCCUGAAUGUUAUGCUGAAGACUCCUAAGAUGACCAUUUUCAAACUUGGUGUGACUCUCCCCGUUUCUCUGCCAAUGAGAGAAACCGCUGUUGAGCUGGAACAAUACCAGAACAAGUUGUCCGAUAGGAUCAUCUACAUGUUCAACAAGGCAGCCGCAGCUGAGUGCGCCAUGGUCAAUGGCACAGUGACCACAUUCAACAACAUUAAAUUAAACAGCAACAACAUGCCCCACUCUUGCUACCAUGUUUUGGCUCAGGAUUGCACCAAAGAACUUAAAUUCAUUGUUCUGCUGAAGAAGGAACAAACACCGGAGGAGCACCAGAUCAAUGUGAAGAUCUCAAACAUUGAUGUGGACAUGCACCGGAAGAACAAAACUAUCAAGCUGAAGGUUAACGGAGUAGAACUCUCCAUGGGAAGCCUGCCAUAUAGCGAUUCUAAAGGCACAAUUAAGAUCUCACAGGAAGGUGAGGCCAUCGUUCUCCGUGCUCCCUGCUAUGGUCUCCAGGAGGUCUACUUUGCUGAGAAUAAACUGACGGUUAAAAUUGCAGACUGGAUGAGAGGACAGACCUGUGGACUCUGUGGAAAGGCUGACGGCGAAGUCAGACAGGAGUACUCCACACCCAACCAACGCCUGACUAAGGACGCAGUCAGCUACGCUCAUUCCUGGGUUAUGGGUGCAAAGAGCUGCCGUGAUGUCUCUGAGUGUUACGUCAAGCUUGAAUCUGUGAAGCUGGAGAAACAGGUAAACAUCCAUGGCCAGGAUUCCAAAUGCUACUCUGUUGAGCCCGUGCUGCGCUGCCUGCCCGGCUGCAUUCCAGUGAGGACCACCCCCGUCACUGUUGGAUACCACUGCCUGCCUGUUGAUGCUAACCUGAACCGCUCUGUGGGUCUGAGCAGCAUCUUUGAGAAGAGUAUCGACCUGAGGGAAACCACAGAUGCCCACCUUGCAUGUCGCUGCACAGCUCAGUGCGCCUAAUACCAUUGCC